Molecule: messenger RNA, 1185 nt
Organism: Chaetomium fimeti
Lineage: Eukaryota; Fungi; Ascomycota; Sordariomycetes; Sordariales; Chaetomiaceae
Exons: 2
Coding region: 184-1083 (299 amino acids)
Cellular component (GO): plasma membrane; endoplasmic reticulum
Source: RefSeq, a predicted model, not a curated record
AGGGUGACACGGCUAUAAGACGGUGUCCAUCCCCUCCCUGACUUGGAAACGCAGCCUUUUUAUAUACAUCUGAUCAGCACUUAUUAGCUAGCCUUGAUACUUGGGUAUCUCUGCUUCAUCCCUCGUCUCUUGCGCGCCCAAACAUACAGCCCCCUACUCCUAACAAGUCAAGAGACUGCCACAAUGGCACUACUUCCUCGUAACGAUGCCUUGGAAACCCACCCACCGGCGGGGAACCAACAGCUGUCGACUAAUGGCUCGAACUGGCUGUUUGCUGUCACCGCCCUCUUCGGCUUCUCUCUUCUCGGCUUCUUCGCCCUGAAGUUCCGCGCCAGAGCCGGCGAGCGCUUCUUCCACUAUCUUUUUAUCAUUGCCACCUUCGCCGGGCUCAUCGCCUACUAUGCCAUGGCAUCCGAUCUUGCCUGGACCCCCGUGCGCCAGGCUAACCAGCUCGGCCGCAGCGGCGCCAUCCGCCAAAUCUUCUGGGCCAAGUACGUCUUCUGGGUGAUCGCUUUCCCCAUCAUCAUCAUCGCCCUCGGCGUCCUGUCCGGCGUCGCCUGGACCACCAUCGUCUACAAUGUCGCCCUCUCCUGGGUCUGGAUCAUCUCCUACCUCGUCGCCGCCUACACCCCCUCCAACUACAAGUGGGGUUUCUUCGCCUUCGGCUUCCUAGCCCACCUCUUCCUGCUCUACUCGACGGUGCGGCACGGCCUGCGCAGCGCCAACCGCGUGGGCGUCCGACGCGACUACCUCUCGCUCAUCGGCUGGGUCAACUUCCUGUGGCUGCUGUACCCGCUCGCCUGGGGUCUGACCGAUGGUGGUAACUACCUCGGCGUCACCCCGAGCUUCAUCUGGUUCGGCAUCCUCGACCUGUUCCUCGUGUUGGGCGUCGGCUUUGCCAUCGUCUUCCUGUCCCGCCGCUGGGACUACGGCCGCCUCAACAUUGCCUUCACCCAGUACGGCCGCGUCCCGGCCCACGCCGGAACCUUCCCCGAGAAGGAGCCGCAUACCGCUCCGGCUACCGCCCCCACCCCCGCCCCCGGUCCGGCGACGGCCACGCCGGCUGGUAAUGCCGCUGUUUAAGCCGGCCUUGAUGGUCGGCGUAGCUAAUAGCUCUUUUUUCAAGGGGUGAUGCUAAGAAGAGAAGGUUGGAUGGAAUAGGGGGUGAAGCUCGCUUCCCCCUUU